Messenger RNA from Eublepharis macularius, 446 nucleotides. Its product is annotated as kunitz-type serine protease inhibitor homolog delta-dendrotoxin-like. The transcript has 3 exons. Gene Ontology annotation, molecular function: serine-type endopeptidase inhibitor activity. The record is from RefSeq and is a predicted model, not a curated record. Lineage: Eukaryota; Metazoa; Chordata; Lepidosauria; Squamata; Eublepharidae. Bases 23 to 277 code for a protein of 84 amino acids.
AGACUCUUCUGCAAGCAGCACAAUGAAGGCCACGAUCCUCCCUCUCCUCCUCGUAGGACUUCUUGCCAUCUGGGCAGGGAUGCCAGACGCAACUGAAGCAAAAGACAUCUGCCGGCUCCCUGCCGAAGUGGGUCCCUGCCUUGCCCUUAUUCCCCGCUGGUUCUACAACUGGAAGGCCAAGGAAUGUCAAAAAUUCGACUACGGAGGCUGCGGAGGGAAUGCAAACAACUUCAAGACUCUAGAAGAAUGUCAACGUGCAUGUGGCGGGAGGGGCUGAGCCAGCCAUGGUGACCGCAGCACACACGCGUUCUGGCCAGAGUUUGUCCGCUGCCCAGGACGGCAUCACUGCCUGCUUCCGUGGGAGGAGAAGAGCAGGCGGCUCAUCGUCCAGACGUGAUGCAAUUGUGUGUGUUAUUAUAACGGGCAAUAAAAAACCAAUAUGAAAA